This is a messenger RNA of Striga hermonthica, 549 nucleotides long. The record is from the annotation of a GenBank genome assembly. NCBI's taxonomy places the organism in Eukaryota, Viridiplantae, Streptophyta, Magnoliopsida, Lamiales, Orobanchaceae.
AUGGUCACCGGUUCUUCUUCCGCCAAUUCUGGCGAUGGCGCGUUCACAACACUGUCCGAGAGAGUCACAUUCGAGAAGGAAAUCAAGAAAAGCAAAUUCAUCGCGGUUGCAGGUUCUGUAUCUGACGAGCGCGCCGCCUUUGCUUUCCUGUCCGAGGUUCGUCAACCUCGUGCCACUCACAAUUGCUGGGCUUACAAGGUCGGUGCUCAAUUUCGUAGUAAUGAUGAUGGUGAACCAUCGGGUACAGCUGGCAAGCCAAUACUAUCUGCUAUUGAAGCUUCAGGGAUAGAUAGAGUUAUAGUUGUUGUCAUCAGGUAUUUUGGCGGUAUCAAACUUGGAACUGGAGGAUUAGUUAGAGCGUAUGGAGGUGUAGCUGCAGAAUGUUUAAGAAAUGCCCCAACCUGUGUUGUAAAAUCCAAAGUUCCUAUGGGCUUGGAGGUUCCUUUUGAUCUUUUGGGAGUCCUAUAUCAUCAAGAAUAUAUGGCCCCGAGUGAUAUUGCAACAUCAAGACGGUCUGGAAACGACGCGAGAAAAUUCUGGAUACGAUGA